Messenger RNA from Ochotona curzoniae (black-lipped pika), 879 nucleotides. RefSeq names its product vesicle transport protein USE1. The transcript is spliced from 7 exons. The record is from RefSeq and is a predicted model, not a curated record. Gene Ontology annotation, cellular component: SNARE complex; endoplasmic reticulum. Gene Ontology annotation, biological process: retrograde vesicle-mediated transport, Golgi to endoplasmic reticulum. NCBI's taxonomy places the organism in Eukaryota, Metazoa, Chordata, Mammalia, Lagomorpha, Ochotonidae. The coding region runs from base 1 to 819 and encodes 272 amino acids. Gene Ontology annotation, molecular function: SNAP receptor activity.
AUGGCACCUGCGGAAGGGGUAAGCCGUUGUCCGAUGGCAGCGUCGCGGCUCGAGCUCAACCUGGUGCGCCUGCUGUGCCGCUGCGAGGCGAUGGCAGCCGAGCGGCGGGACCCCGACGAGUGGCGCCUGGAGAAGUACGUGGGCGCCCUGGAGGACAUGCUGCAGGCCCUCAAGGCUCAGGCCAGCAAGCCCGCGUCCGAGGUGCUCGGCGAGUACUCACGCAAGGUGGACUUCCUGAGAGGCCUGCUGCAGGCCGAGAAGCUGACCUCGCCGUCCGAGAAGGCGUUGGCCAACCAGUUCCUGACCCCGGGCCGCGUGCCCACAACAGCCCGGGAGCGCGUGCCGGCCACCAGGACGGUGCACCUGCAGUCACGGGCACGCUACACUGACGAGAUGCGCAGCGAGCUGCUGGGCACGGUGCGGCCCGGGGACCUCGCGGAAGUGGACGUGCGAAGGCGGAGCGGCGCUGCGGGACCCAGGGCGGCUGAUGAGAAGCAGUCGGCGGCCGAGCUAGACCUGGUCUUGCAGCGGCAGCAGGCCCUACAGGAGAAGCUAGCCGAGGAGAUGCUGGGCCUGGCCCGGAGCCUCAAGAGCAACACGCUGGCCGCCCAGAGCGUCAUCAAGAAGGACAACCAGACCCUGUCGCACUCGCUGAAGAUGGCCGACCAGAGCCUGGAGAAGCUCAAGACGGAGUCGGAGCGGCUGGAGCAGCACGCGCAGAAGUCAGUCAACUGGCUGCUCUGGGCCAUGCUCAUCGUGGUCUGCUUCAUCUUCAUCAGCAUGAUCCUCUUCAUCCGCAUCAUGCCCAAGCUCAAGUGAGGACGGCUGGGGCCUUCUCUGACCGCCGCUGGACGCCCCGGACCCCCUGGACCCCCUGGA